Messenger RNA from Sardina pilchardus (European sardine), 1942 nucleotides. It is a transcript of the gene shisal1b, whose product is annotated as shisa like 1b. The record is from RefSeq and is a predicted model, not a curated record. NCBI's taxonomy places the organism in Eukaryota, Metazoa, Chordata, Actinopteri, Clupeiformes, Clupeidae. Bases 243 to 1043 code for a protein of 266 amino acids. The transcript is spliced from 6 exons.
UUUUCAUUUCAUUUUGUUUUUCGAUUUAUUUUGUAUCACCAAUAGCGGUUGCUAUCAACUCAAAGAAAACAGCAAGCUGGCUCUGGCUGUCAGUGCAGGGCAGACCAAGGACAUUUACGCCUAGCCUACUUUAUUUCUCCAUCAGUCCAUUUCUACCACAAUCUUUUUGGACUGGACAUUUUAAGGAGAAGCUGUGCAGCAGAAGAUGGCCGCGCGUCUUACAGUAUGUGGUCCUCCGCCCUAUGAGCACCCAGCAGAUGGAGACGCAGGUGUUCAUCUGUACAGUGACGAGGAGAGAGGGCUGUGUGCAGAGGUGGACUGGCGUCUCACUACUGCAGCCAUCAUGGGUGGAGCCAACCAGAGGUAGAGCAAGAUGUUGGAGUUCAGCUAGAGCAGCCCACCCCUCCAGUCCUCCGCUGCUGUGUGGGGAAAAGAAGAUGACUGUCACUAGCCGGCAGUCCUUCAAUGUCCUGGCUGUCAUCUUUCUUCUGCUGUCUACCGCAGCUCUUUCAGCACAUUUUCGGGUGUGUGAGCCAUACACUGACCACAAGGGGCGUUACCACUUCGGCUUCCACUGCCCGCGUCUCUCCGACAACAAGACCUACAUGUUCUGCUGUUACCAUAACAACACACCGUUCAAGUACUGCUGCAAUGAUACGGAGUUCCAGCACGUCAUGCGAGUCAACUUGACAACAACCCCAGACGGUUACACACACAACAACUACACAGCCCUAAUUGGAGUGUGGAUCUACGGCUUCUUCGUCAUGGUGCUCUUGGCUCUGGACUUCCUGUACUACUCAGCCAUGAAUUACGAGCUGUGCCGGGUCUACCUGCAGAAGUGGGGGCUGGGCGGCCACUGGCUCCAGCAAGCCAGGAGUCAGUGGAAGAGCCCCGAGCAGGAGGAGAGCGAGCUCCAGAACCAGGUCCCGUCUCAGCCCACAGCACCGGCCCUGGGCCCGGGCCCCUACUCCCACCCCAGACACAGCCUCCGAGGAGACGCCCAGAGCCCCACGCUGCUCCCACUGCACACGGCCGACGCCUGAGUGAAUCUAUGGAGGGACACCAUCUGCUGCGCAUCAUCAAAGAGCAACAUGGGAAAAUAAGGGUCAGGAUUUGGACCCUGGACUCUACCCUGGGAAGGGCUCCUCUGUUCUAUUCCACAAGACCUCUAAAAUCAGAAGACGGAACAAGGACAGUGGCUGUAGCGGACAUGAAGCAGGACAGCUCUCCGGUGAAACAGAGGACAGCAAAACCACAGGCCCCACUGAACUCCUCCUCAUGUCUCACCUCCCCCCGAUGGCCACUGUCUGUGUCCACCCAAGAGAUGGAGGUGGCCGGGCUCCCGUACCACUGACGAUGUAUCUGUAUUGUUUGCACUGCUGUACGGCCCAGUAGGGCCUAGAGUCAAUAGCUAAGUAGCUGUAUAUGAUUAACCAUGGGUUCUUUGUAUUACUGUCAACUAGUCAGGGAACUGUAUGAGAGGCAAACAUUUAGGAUGUGUGUGGAUUUUUGUUUUGGUUUUAAUCCACUGUUGAUAACCUUUUGAGACAUGUAGUCUUUCUUGGGUAGCCCACAUGUUUGAGAGCACUUUUUGUUACUGAAGUAGGUCUGGUCUGCCUUGCUGCAGCUUCGAGGGGGAAAAUAGUCAUGAAACAUACAGACAGUUCAGUUUUAGUUUUCAUGAAAACACACAUUUUGUCAACACAUUUUACUACUGAACAUUUUUAUCAUGCAUUCUUAAGUGUCAAGAGGUUUGUAAGACAUCAGUAUUCCAUGUACAACGGCCAUCAAGUUAAGAAUUUAAGCACAUUAAUUUUCAUCAGAAGAAGUACUGUUGAGAAUGUGUCUUGUUUUGUUUCAGAAUUAGUUUGGUAAAACAUGUUGGUAAACAACUGAGAGCACAACCAAGAAGUGUUUGUGACCUGUCGGUAUGAAAAUAAAU